AGGAACACAGACAUUUAUUAAUUAGUUAUCAGAUCACAUCCAUCUCAAGAAGAACCAAAGUUAAGCGCUUAUCUUUAACACAUUUUCAAGAGUCUGAAUCUAACUUAUAAGCAGUUUUGAAUUUUGUCAGUGUGACACAAUUAUAAACUAGAAUUGCCGUCUCAUGGUUGUAUGCCUCCGUGCAUCAGUCAAGUUUCUCUUACAAUUUACAUCCAUGUCUGUAAAAACAUGGAUGCUUCACACACAUCUUGCUCCAGACAGCACAGAGGAUCAAUACAAUCAGCACAGUUUCUGGGUGGAAACCCAAUAUGAGAGUCACCCAUUCAGUAGCCCCUUUUACACUGCCAGAUUUUCCGCAAAUGUUUGGCUGUUAUGCCGGCAAGCUGCGAGCGUUUAGACACACAGAGCCGGAUUGGCGAGUUGAUCCGAAGUGUCCAAUUUUCCGCCUCGUAGGGUAGUCAUAUUGGCAGAACCCUUUUAGUUUAAACAGGCCUCUGUGUUGCCUUCCGCAACGGGAGGGGCUGUUGAUGACUUGUGGGAGGAGCUGUUGAUGACGCUGCACCCGCACGUGCGACCCACUGGCGGUGGAUAAACAGGAAACAGCUGAUAGCAGGAAUUAGCGAGCAGCUAGUAGCAAGAGGGAAACACAAACCUGACAGACACUGUAAAGAUGAGCAACUGGGGAGACAAGGAAUUGCGUGCCCUCCUUGUCCUCGCAAACGAAGAGGCCAUUAACCUUCAGAUAACGUGAAUGGUGAAGACGGGCCGACUUAUGAGAGAGUCGCUGAAGGACUGACCAGCCACGGCUUCCCUCCCAUGUCAUAGUUUACGUCACACGCUAAGCUACACGUUUUGUUACUUGCUCACGCCCCCCACUGCCCCAAAAAAGGCGCAUUCUGUAUAAACAAAAGUAGGUAGGCGGCAAUUUGCCAAUCUGCCCAAAUGUCUCCUCUUCUGUUCCUACGAUAUGACGUCAAAUAAUGGCCAGAAAAAUCAGAACAUCAUGAUGUCACAGUGAAGCUGACUUUUUGGAUGUAAAAUGUCAUCACUUCAUCAUUUUAUCCUAUUAGACAGUUGUGUUACGUUUUGUCAUAAUUAGCAUAUGGCCCCCUCCUCCCCCACCACUACUCUCACUAUCCAGGAGAGGGAUGUCAACAGGCUCCUUAAGAGGACCCCUACAAAGUAGCCGGACCAGACUCUGUCUCUCCCUCCACCUUGAAGCAUUGCGCCGACCCGCUGUCUCCGGUGUUCAUCCACAUCUUCAACACCUCACUGGAGACAUGCCAUGUGCCAACCUGCUUCAAGACCUCCACCAUCAUUCCCAUCCCCAAAAAGCCAAGGACCACAGGACUUAUUGACUACAGACUCAUCGCCCUGACCUCUGUGGCAAGGAAGUCCUUUGAGCGUCUUGUGCUGUCACACCUCAAGGCCAUCAUUGACCCUCUCCUGGACCCCCUGCAGUUCGCCUACAGAGCCAACAGGUCUGUAGACGACGCUGUCAACAUGGCCCUCCAAUUCACCCUCCAGCAUCUGGACUCCCCAGGAACCUACACUAGGAUCCUGCUUGUGGACUUCAGCUCUGCCUUCAAUACAAUCAUCCCGGCUCUGCUACAGGACAAGCUCUCCCAGCUGAGUGUGCCUGGCUCCACCUGCAGGUGGAUCAAUUACUUCCUGUCUGACAGGAGGCAGCACGUGAAGCUGGGGAGACAUGUCUCUCACACCCGGACUAUCAACACUGGAUCCCCCCAAGGCUGUGUCCUUUCUUCUUGUUCUUCUCCCUGUACACCAACAGCUGCACCUCCAGUCAUCAGUCCGUCAAGCUCCUGAAGUUCACAGACGACACCACCCUCAUUGGACUCAUCUCUGACGGCGAUGAGUCCGUCUACACGUGGGAGAUUGACCAGCUGGUGACCUGGUGAACAACCUGGAGCUCAACGCUCUUAAGACAGUGGAGAUGGUUGUAGACUUCAGGAAGAACCCAGCCCCGCCCACCCCCAUCACCCUGUAUGACUCCCCAGUCGACUAGAGAUGCAAAUCUUGCGGAUAUAUCAGUGACAUCCGCGGAUAUCCGCAAUCCGCGGGUGGGUGGGCCAAUAAAAAUUAACAUUGUAAUUAAUUUCGGGUGGAUUGCAGGUGGAUUUGUCAGUUAUGUUCGUAUUUAAUAACCUUUAUUUAUAGUACUUUUCCAAAAAAAUAAAUAAAUAAAAUAAAAUUUAUAUUUAUUUUCCGUCUGGCGCAAAAUGACCAACUACUGUAGAUGUCAGACCGUUGGCAAUGCCCUGUGUAUCCAUGGCAACGCCCCACAUGAGGGUUCCUGAAUCAAACCAGCGUCAAACCUCCUUGCCAUGGAUGCCAAAACAGUGAGAGAGAAAUUAAAAUCAGGAGAACUUAAAACUAAAACAAAGGAAGGGAAAAGUUCCGUUUGGGAGCGCUUCCAUGUCAUCGUUAGCAACACUGACUAAGAAACUGAGGCCGGGUUUGCCAUUUGCAACAGCUGCAGUACCGUGUAUGUCUACGAAAGACACAAAACUGGCACCUCAAACUUGAUGCACCACAACUGCGAGAAAGCGCAAGACAUGCCAGCAGCUCAAUCAAAUACCCUCGACCACUUCGUCAAACGAGAUGCUGCGAAAAAGAAAAUUAAAUCCAAGCUUUAACUGUAUGUAUCCUGUCCCUCGGCAGAGACUUGGAAGAUUUAAAAAAGAGAGAUGUUAGACUUCUCUGGCACUCAGUCACUCUCUCCGAAUAUUGGAGGAAUAAGCGAAUCCCUCGCGGGCUUUGCUUGAAGAAAACUCCCUCAUUUGGCCUGGAUGAUAUGGAGUUUAUGCACAAAUGGGAGCAGAUAUUAAAUAAAUGUUCUCUCGACAGAAAAGACAGCUGCUCUUAUCAACGAGCUGGAAUCAAAGUUCACAGCACAAGAGGACACAGAAACUUUCAAAACCAUCACUGAGAAAAUCUCAACCUCCCUCAUAUCCUUCCAAAAAGAUUUACAAAGUUACAAACUGAAGAAAUAUGAGAGGGACACGAAGGAUUAUGCUGCUGAGAAAGUUUAUGAAUGGAAAGACGAGAGGAAACACCUUCGAAAACCCCGCCCAGCCCGACAUCCACCAACCUAGGCAAGGCUCUUUAAUUACAGCCUGUAAUAAGAAAAACAAAAAGACAAACUAUAAGAAAAAUCUAUCAGAGGCUGAAAUCAAAUGUCUCAAUGAAAUUGAAAAAAGAAAUGACAUUAUCAUUCGUUCUGCUGAUAAGGAGGCUCCAUCGUAGUCAUGAGUCUGGAACAAUAUGAUCAAAGCAUUAGAUCACAACUCACAGAGGAUAAGUGUUAUACUUUGCUUGAUCGUAAUCCAAUGAAUGAAUAUAAAGCUGAAAUUGAUCAGAUUCUGCAUUCAGGACUUUCCAGAGGCUGGAUUACAGAACAAGAAAAAUAAUUUUUGUCUGUGCAACACCCCAUAUGCCCAGUCUUUUACGGCCUUCCAAAAAUCCACAAAGCAUUUAAUAAUCCGCCUCUCAGACCCAUAGUAUCCAGCAUUGGCUGUCUCACAGAACCUUUAUCACAGUAUCUGGACUUUUUCCUAAAAAAGAUGGUUGUCAAACUCCCCUCCUAUCUUGGUGAUACGACAGACGUUUUGAACCUUGUGAACGGUUUUGUGACUGAAAAAGACUUUAUUUUAGUCACCUGCGACAUCCAAAGCCUCUACACAUGCAUCCCACAUCACGCAGGCAUUGAGGCGUUAAACCACUAUCUGAACACACGCCCUCCUGACGUGCUUCCACCAAACGUUUUUUUAAAAACCCUUACUGAAAUAAUCCUGUCAAAAAACUAUUUCCAAUACGCAGGAUCUUACUUUCUGCAAAAACAAAGGGUGAGCAUGGGGAGUUUGUUUGCACCAUCAUAUGCAUGUCUCGUUAUGGGGUUCUGGGAGGAAGAAUUCAUUCAUAACUCCAUGACAAACCCUUUUGUGUCCAAGAUCGCAUUGUGGAAAAGAUACAUUGAUGAUAUCUUUUUUAUAUGGACUGGUACUACUGACGAACUAAUUGAGUUUGUGGGCUACAUUAAUUCCACCACACAGUACCUGAGAUUCACAGUUGAGCAGUCUAAUGAGAGAGUGAACUUUUUGGACCUCACAAUCUAUAAAAAGAUGAGAGGGGGUUUGGACAGCACUAUUUACCAGAAACCAUUAAGCAGGAACACACUUCUCAGAGCCGACAGUCACCAUCCAAAACAACUCAUCAAAAACAUCCCAACAGGACAAUUUCUUCAUCUAAAAAGAAACUGCAGUACAGACGAGGAAUUUGAACUGAAAGCAGAUGAGAUGACUGAGAGCUUCCGCAGCAAAGGCUAUAAGGAGCACGACAUACGGGCAGCGUAUCAGCGGGCGAGACGCACGGACAGAGCCCGCCUCCUCCAAAAGACUCAGCGCCCCUCCACAACACCCCGCCUCUAUUUCUCCACAGAAUUCUCCCCAAUCGCAGGGGACAUAAAAAACAUUAUUAAGAAACACUGGCACAUUUUACAAAGUGACCCAGCCCUAACACAAAUAUGUGCUCAACCCCCUCUGAUCUCUUUCCAUAAAGCCAGAUCCCUUAAAGACAGACUGGUACACUCUGCAAUGAGUGCACCUCAAAGAUCUACCUGGUUGCCUGCUCCACCUACUGGCUUCUACAGGUGUGGCCACUGCUCUCACUGCUCUAACUCAUCUGACAGCAAACAAUUCUGUCAUCCACACUCUGGCAAAAAAUAAAACAUCAAUUCAUUUAUAAACUGUAGUACCACACAUGUAAUUUACAUAUUGAAAUGUCCAUGCGGAUUGGUUUAUGUUGGUCAGACAAAACGCCCCCUCAAAGCUCGUAUUGCCGAACAUAAAGCUGCCAUCCGAAAUCAGAAUAUGGACUAUGCCAUUGCAAGACACUAUGUAAAGGCAAACCAUGGUUCUGCGGCAACACUGCGAUUUUGGGGCAUUAAAAAAAUCUCCCCAUCCCAGAGAGGGGGAGACAUGGUAAAAAAAUUGCUUAAAAGAGAGGCUUGGUGGAUAUACAUCCUCAAAACAGUUGAACCACAUGGACUGAAUGAGGAACUUAACCUCUCCUGCUUCCUGUAAUGCAAUGUUAAGAUUGUAUAUAUUGUAUAUAUUUGGAUGUGAUUGUUUUUACUGCACUGGUGGUGUAUUCUGGUAUUGACUAGCUGUGUGAGUGCUGUCACAGUACUACUGGCUAAUUGUUUGGUUACUCCCACUCUCUGUAAACCAAUGAGAAGAGUCUCUAUGUGACUUGGAGGAUAUUUAAACCUUCUUACCUGGUACUUGUACUGUUUGACUCUGAUGAAGACGCAGUUGGCGUCAAAACGUUAGUCACAAAUAAAUUUAUCACAAGUGAUCUGAGUGCUCCAGUGCUUUUCUUGUGGAUUCUUCCACGGGGUAAUUUCGAUUUAAAUCCAAGCUUGUUGACAACUGUGUGAGCCUGUGUUGCCUGGAUAUUAGGCCAUUUGAUAUUGUCUCCAGGAAAGGAGAGGAUAACAUCGGAGCUAAAUACGGGUCUGUGAAGGCUGAAGCCAUCUUACCUCACCGGCAAACAGUGUGCAACAGGGCAAAGCAGCAGGCUGCUGAAGAAAAGGGGAAGCUAGCCAAAGUGAUCCAGAAAGCCAACGAAAAGCCAGGAAUCUCCGUUACCACCGACAUGUGGGCCGAUGAGUUUAACCAGAGGCAGUGGCAGCUGGAGAGUCGCAUCAUGGCUACUGUGGAAUUCGACUGUAAUCUAAAAAACAAAAAAACAAAAAAAAAAAACGGAGAAAAUAUCCACGAGCAAAUCACGGUAGAGUUGGGGAAAUAUGGAUUACAAGCUGCAAAGAUCGUCUUUGUCAGUGAUAGUGGCUCUAAUAUCAAGGCAGCACUCGCUGCGCACACAUACUGAACACCGUGUUAAGACACACGUUCAGUGAGAGAAAUGCACCAGAAAAAAUCAGCAAUGUGUUGGUAAUGUUAACCACCUGCAAAAGCCUUGUAACCUAUCUGAAGAGAACGGGGUGGUUGCGAGUUUGGAGCACACAGUGAUGCAGGAGUGUGAAGUGCGCUGGAAUAGCAAAGUCAAAAUGCUGGAAUCUGUCCUGCAACAGUACACACUGAUCCGACAGCUCCUGGAAGACAAAGAUCAACUGCACCCGAUGGAGAGCAUCCACCAAGACCAGCUGAAGCACUUGAUCGGGUUCCUUACUCUCUUCAAACUAGCCAUUACCGAGCUGGAAGGAGAGAAAUACCCAACCAUUGUAGUGUAAAAGUCAAAACCCUUAUCAGGUGUUAGACCACAUAAGUUGGGUAAGAUACAAAUAGUUAUAUAACCAUGUUAGUGUGUAGACUUCUACAAAAAACUAAUACUGCAUUUAUACAUAAUAUGCAAUGUAACUGUGUGAACUCUUAGUGACAUCUCAGUUGUGAACUCUUAUUGACUCAUAUGCGCGCUGUGUAAUGAUAUAAUGCACCAACCUACACUCACAUGAUGUUGUGAACUUACAGUGACACUCAUACAAGUUACCACGUGCUGUGUGAAAGAAGAUAGAACACUCACUUGAUUGUACUGCCUAAUGCACUUAAGAAUUAUAUUACACUCACUUGAUUGUACGGCCUAAAGCACUUAAGAGUUAUAUUACACAAGAAAGGUCACACACACACACACUCAAAUGAUUGUAUUACUUGAUAUACAUGUAAUGAGUCAUAUUACACGGAAGCACGAGGGACUGUAGCAUGAGAGUCCCCAGAGAUCACAUGUUUUUAAAAAAUAGAGUGAGAGCGAUUCCGGAAAUACUGGUGGCAGAUUCCAGUUUGAGCCAGAACAGAGGCAAAGUCUGCUACCAGUAAAAACGGAUCGAAAUGGGAAGGACUACAGAAAUGGGUGGAGAUCUCUUCGACCUCCACCAGCAUAUAAGCCAGAGCACCGAAAGCAGAAGUCAGUCGUCCUCCGGAGGCUGACUCAUGAGUUUGUCUGUGUUGUUGCCUGUGAACACAAUAAACUCGAUUGCAUCAGAUUCUGCCUAUCUCCAGUGCUUUUUUAAGUACCUGCCAGCCGAACCUAAGAUACUGAAUUGACAACAGAAGACUUUUUAGAAGAGACAAGGAGGACAGGAUCGGGAGCCGCCAUGCCCAUUUCCAGGCACCGAUUUUUGUCACUUCACCAUCCACCUGGUGAUGCUCUGGUUCUUCAAACUCAAGAAACACUGUGAGCCCAAGUUUGGAGACCCACCAUACAUCCGUGCCCUGCGUAUCCGUGCAUCCAGCCUGCUUGAUGAGAAGCUAAUCCUCACUCCGACUCACAAGAUCGCCACCUUUCUCUGUCCCAGAUUUAAGUCGCUGAAAAUGUUGACCCCAGGAGACAGACAGGAGGUGAUGAGGAAUGUCUGCUCACUUGUCACUGACAGCCAUGAUGACAGAGAGGGACCAGAAGAAGGCACCACAAUCACCGAGGAGCCAGAUGGACACGGCGACGGCAGCGGACAAAUAAAGAAGCAGAAGACUGAUUACUUCGCCGAAUGGCAAGACAAGCCCAACACGGCGAAUGAAUUGGAUGAAUACUGUUCUGUGAGCAUUCCAUUUGAGGGGGAAGAUCUGCUGUCCUUCUGGGAGAAACAGGGACACUCAUUCCGUCGACUGCGGUCCAUUGCCAGAAGAAUGUUGUGAAUUCCAGCAACAAGCGGGGCGAGUGAGCGCUGUUUCAGUGCAGCAGGGCGCAUCAUUGAGGUCAGGCUAAAUUGCCUGAAUCCCGGCACCGUAGAUGCUAUCGUAUUCCUGCACGAUGCAAAGAAAGUCAGCCUAAAAACAGGCCAUUACCUUUGGUCUGUUGGUUACACUUUGGAUAAACUGGCACUCGUUUUAGUUUGAUGCUUUAGAAGCUAGGCCUACAAACCUUUUUUAUUAAGCCAGUUAUUAGGCUAUUGUUGUUUAUUUUAACCACUGAGCACCUGAACACAAUAUGCAGUAGGUUAAAAUAUUAACAUUUAUUUUUGUUGGACACUGGACACCAACCGUGAUUGAUUGUUCGGGAAGUUGCGAUGACAUUUCUUUGAUAGGCCGAUAUUUGAUUUAGCCUACCCCAUGCCAGCCUGUGUUUUGUUGGCCAUGGGCUUACUGCCUAUGUUUUAUUAGGCUACUAUAGCAUUUACGUUUUAUUAUUACCUCCGCCAAGGAGGUUAUGUUUUCGCCAAUGUUGGUCUGUUUGUCUGCAAAAUAACUCGAAAAGUUCUGAACGGAUUUUGAUGAAAUUUUCCGGAAAGGCUGAUAAUGGGACAUGGAACAGAUGAUAAUUUUGGUGGUGAUCGGUUGAAGCGAAGUGGAUAAAAUAAUAAAAUGGCGGGAAAUCCGAGCUGCUUGGCGGAGGUCUGCGCUCUCCGAGUGCUCUAGUUGUUAUUUUUAACUGCUGAACACUUGUAGUUGAAGAUAAUAUUUAGGCUAUUAUUAUUUAUUUUUUGUUCUGGCUCGGCAGUAUUUGGGAAGUUGCAAUGCCAUUUCUUUUAAGAGGCCUAUAUUUGACUGACCUCAUGCCAGCCUGUGUUUUGUUGGCCUACUGCUGUAGGGUAUGUUUUAUUAGGCUAGUUAUUUAAUAUUUUGAAGUGCCGAUAUAGGGAUGUUAAAUCACAGGUUGAUAAAACACUGCGCAAGCCUGUGUUGCCUAGUUUUCAAUUUGCCUUAUUGUGCCGAUCUUACAAAAAAAUGUUUUGUGGCGCAAUUCUGCUUAUUUUUUCAACUGAGAAAAUAAAAGAAAUGUUUGUUUGAACCAGUCUUUUCAGUAGCCUAUAAUAUAGUCUAGCCUGGCUAUACCACAGCAAUAUCAUCAGAGGAGGCCCUAUAGGCCUACAAUCGGGCGCGCCACACAUCGGAGGAAAAAAAAAUUGAUAUUUUUUUGAGUUGAUAACAAUACUGUCUGUCUGUCCUGAUCCUAUAGGUCUAUCACAGCAGAAACGGUAAGUGAAUCCCUGUUAGAGAGAUGAUGUAGUGUAGAAUAUUGGAAUAAACAGAGCAAACAAUUUGAGUGCACGAGGAUUCGGGUGUGCUCAAACGCCAUCCGUGCAUCUCUACAGUCGACACUGUGGAGUCAUUCCGCUUCCUGGGGACCACCAUCACCCAGGACCUCUAGUGGGCUUAUAAAGGAAGUAUAACAGAGGAUGUACUUCCUGCGGCAGCUGAAGAAGUUCAACCUGCCAAAGACAAUGAUGGUGCACUUCUACGCUGCCAUCAUUGAGUCCAUCCUCACCUCCUCCAUCACCAUCUGGUACACUGCUGCCACUGCCAAGGACAAAAGCAGACUGCAGCGUAUCAUUCGCUCCACUGAGGAGGUGAUUGGCUGCAAUCUGCCCUCCCUCCAGGACUCUGAGGCGUGCAGGAAAGAUUGUGGCUGAUACCUUCCACCCUGGACACAAACUCUUUGAGACCCUCCCCUCUGGCAGGAGGCUGCGGUGCAUCAGGACCAAAACCUCACGCCACAAAAACAGUUUCUUUCUAUCUGCAGCUGGCCUCAUCAACAAGACCAGAGACCCUCACCUACUCUGCCCCCAUCCCCCCUGUAACGCACAGUCGGACAUCUCUUCAUCAUCUUGGUCAUUCACCUGUCAGUCACUGCAUUCUGUUGAUUUUGCACAUCCGUACUUUGCACACAACCCUAUUCAUGUUUACAGUGUACACAUUUUUGAUAUUACUAUUAUUAUUGUUACAGGGUAUAUGCAGGAAUCCUGAAGUUAAUUUCAAUACCUUUUUAAGACUUUUUUAAGACCUUCCAAAAAUACCUUAAGACCUCACCGCCACUUCAAGCUGUCGUUAGCAGCAACGCAUCUUUAACUUACUAAACAGUUGUAGUUUGCAAUUAAAUCUAUGGAGCACAAACAUACAACAGAACUCAGAUAAGAUGAAAAGGAAUAAAGCUUGAAAGAAUAAAUUAAACCAAAGGCAGGUUUAUUAAACGCCAUUUAGCCAAUGGCUACAAUCCUACAUAUUUACAUGCAAGUGUCUAUUAAUAUGUACUGUCCCUGUUAUUUAAAAAAAAAAAAUAAAUAAAUAAAAUAAAAUAAAAUAAAAUUAAAAUACACCUUAGGUCAUAACAAAUAACACAGCUCUACAGCUCAACAUCAGCUAUUCAAGGCCAACUUGCUGAAAACAACAACCUUAUGGCUGCAUGUGGGAUUUAGGGCUGACCCAAAAAAUUCGAAGCUUCGUUCGAUGGUACGGGAUUCGAUUGUGGAAAAAAAUAAAUAAAUAAAUAAAAAAUUGAAUAUUCUGCCGUUUUUUCUCUCGUUUUUUGGGGGGGGACCUUGAACGCAACACUAAUCAUGCCGUCCGUUUACGGUUGUGUUUUUCCCCUUUAGCCAUAUGUAAACUCAAAGAACGAGAAGCAAUGUCUGUUAGGCAUGUAAGAUUUCAUGUUCCAGUUCCAGUUUGUGUUUUUAAUUGAUUGAUUGUUUUUGGUUGGUUGACAAAUAAAGGCCGGCCCCAUUAGGCCGAGUAAAGAA
This is a messenger RNA of Epinephelus moara (kelp grouper), 10486 nucleotides long. RefSeq lists its product as uncharacterized. NCBI's taxonomy places the organism in Eukaryota, Metazoa, Chordata, Actinopteri, Perciformes, Serranidae. The transcript is spliced from 2 exons. The record is from RefSeq and is a predicted model, not a curated record. The coding region runs from base 3585 to 4745 and encodes 386 amino acids.